Molecule: messenger RNA, 738 nt
Organism: Penaeus indicus
Lineage: Eukaryota; Metazoa; Arthropoda; Malacostraca; Decapoda; Penaeidae
Exons: 3
Coding region: 1-738 (245 amino acids)
Source: RefSeq, a predicted model, not a curated record
AUGACGUCCUCGGCCUACAUCUGUUCCUUGCAUAUGCGGUCCUUUAUUUGUCGCGCGGAUGAUGGUGCUGACGGGCAGGACACUCGGGCCUCCUCGCGGCUGAUUGUUCCAGCCGGCAGCGGCAGCCACGCGACCAGGGCUCAUUACACGCAAUUGAGUGAACGUUCAUCAUCUCAACUGAUUCCACGGCGAGACUGCGCCGUCCCUUCGUCAGCGGAGAAACGAAGUCAGUCGCCUGGGCGGACGUCCCAGGGGGCUGACAGUCAUCGUGUGCUCAAGGAACCUGUUGAUGCUAUUGAACGAAGCCAUCCGGUCGAGCCACGGGCACUAGCGUCUGUGUCACUCCCUGUACAAUUCGCCGUCUCCAGUGAAAGGAAAAUCGCGGAUUCUCAAACAUUUCCAAAAAUUUCUCCUCUCCGGCGGGGAGGACAGAGGCCUGAGGACGUCUGGGGAUCCCUGACAAGAACACUGUUGAUUGAAAGCGACUACUGCGCUGUUGAACACACCGUUGAACACACCGUUGAACACACCGUUGAACACACCGUUGAACGCACCGUUGAACACACCGUUGAACACACCGUUGAACGCACCGUUGAACACACCGUUGAACACACCGUUGAACACACCGUUGAACGCAGCGUUGAACACACCGUUGAGCGCACCGUUGAACGCACCGUUGAUCGCACCGUUGAACACACCGUUGAACGCACCGUUGAACGCACUGUUGAACACCGUUGA